This is a messenger RNA of Amorphotheca resinae ATCC 22711, 2423 nucleotides long. RefSeq lists its product as hypothetical. The coding region runs from base 138 to 2057 and encodes 639 amino acids. NCBI's taxonomy places the organism in Eukaryota, Fungi, Ascomycota, Leotiomycetes, Helotiales, Amorphothecaceae. The transcript has 4 exons. The record is from RefSeq and is a predicted model, not a curated record.
CUAUACAGGAAUCAUAUAUACCUACCUGCCUUUGGUACCCCUUUAAUUUUUCAUCCUUGCUUUCGAUCCCAUAAUACUUUUGUACCUUCUUUCUUUCGCCGCCUUGAGAGAGCAGGUAUCCUUGACGGCAGUAUAAUAUGGCCCAUAUCGCCAACUGCUUGUUCGACUCUUCAACGGGGUUGGGACUCAAUAAUUAUAUAGCGAGAGAACUCUCCCCCCAUCCCCCAUAUGAAUCUAAACCAAAGACUCCACCUCCAGAGACCCCAGCAACAGAAGAGAGGGAGAAGUUCGUCUGGAGGAUGCAUCAACCCAGCGAGACCCGCAAAUAUUUGACAUUCUCAAAAGAGAAGCUUUCAAUAAUGGCAGGACGCAAGAGCCCGGACUCAGAGAGCACCUUAUCGUUAGGGCAAGGCGGAAGCAGCGAGAAGGACCGAUCCAUGCGCGUCGCUGGGCUCCGGUUAAAAUCCAAGGACCAGCCCACCAUUCGAACUGGACGACGCAAAAUAAGCGUACCCGAAUUGGGGCCUAUGACAACGGUGCAAGAAAUAGCCAUGGAUUCUCCAACAAUACCUGGCCGGCCACCGGUACAUGAAAGAUCAAUCAGUGCCCCAGGUAAUAGCUGGCGGCAAAAUCCUUUUGGAGAGAACAUGGUGAGAUGCAUAACUGGGCCUUCAUUGGAAGAGCAUUCUGAGAAGAUACCUCUAUCCAAUACUUUAUCAAAUACCAAGAUCCAGACGGGCGACAAUACCAGAUCAAGGCCACUUGGCUCAGUACCAGCACCAACGAGACGGCCAGGAUCACCAAGGUCUCUUAUGCCGCUCAUCAUUCCCUCGUCGUCGGCCCCAAAGCCCCGACUUGCCCAACAAGGAUCAAGGAACGAGAUUGAGUUGGAUGACGAGACUCCAGGCCCGGAUGUCCCACCCAAAAGUGCGAGGUUGCUAUUGGAGCUGAAAGGGUCCCCGUCGACUGCGCCUGUCUCCACACCUCAAACAUCUUUAACAAGUGCGCCCAUAACAAGUACUCCUCUUUCAUCUGUACCACAGCCCACACCCUUCUCCGCACCGGUAAACCGCAGCUCCCCCCAACCAUGGAGUGCUUCACCCGUGACCCAUACUCGCUGCAAUUCGGAAACCAGUUCCCGCACCGAACAGCACCCUUGUCACCGACGAGGGGAAUCCGAAGGUGGAAGUAUCAUGGAUCGAGGGCGACCAAAGAAGCGAUUAAUAUCAAGUCCCCUGAGAACAGAAGAACGAGAAGCUUGUGAGGCCCUUCCACAGGGAACUAAGCCCUCAGAUGUGAUGAGCUUACUGCCAGCAAUUGAAAUUGAUUUGCUUAGAAGGCAGGCCGUUGGGCAAGCGUCCCAGUUCGAGGUUCUCAACUCCAAAGACGUCGACGCACUGUCUCGCGAACUCCGCAGUCUCGACGAGCGCUGCGAAUACCUACGUAAAACCCACCGAAAUCUUCGGUCCGGACGCCGCAACCUGCACCAGCGGAUCUGCUCAUCACUGCGCUCGCCGCGCACCGCCCGCUUCUCGAAUGAAUCCAUCCUAAAGCAAGAAGAAGCACUAGCUGAGCUCGACGCCUCAAUCGAUAGCUGGGUGUCUAAGCUAGAGCAGGCGGAGAAUCGACGGAUCCGAGUGCGCCAGAAGCUGCUGGAACAUGUGGCAGCGGCGCUGAUCGUGCAGGCACCGGCAGCGCAGGAGAAGAUGAGCGCGGCGAUGCAGAGCAUCCAGAUGGGGAUGCGCGGCCAGGAUACGCCGCCGCACAGCCCGACCAAGAGCCAGAGCCCGACACGGCUCCCGACACCACCCGAGGAGGUCAGCCCGCAGUCGCCGGUGCCGGUUGCGCGCGGCGACGUCGAGUCGAUCCGCAUCUAUGCGGACCCGGGGGUGUACGCACUGCUGGCAGACAUUGAGGACGAGAUCAAGGAUCUUCAGAAGGGCAAGGAACGGAAGCUGAGCUUCGAGACGGAGAACGCUAUCGAGGCAGGCAUCACGCUCAACCCGGUAGCGUUCGAAGGAUUGGUGGGAAACCAUGCCAGGUCGCAAACUUGCUGAUCAGGUCUAUGGACAUCAUCAUGAUCUUUUUCUUCCUUGUGUGGAUAUGAUGUAUGAAGGAUGAGUGAGAUGUUGAUGCUGCAACGGCCAUCCGGUUUCCUUACCUAGGCGCACCGCAUCAGUUUGGUUCGUGUGAUACAUUUGUUGUGUUCAUAAUACUAACACCUACCGACCUACCGGCGUCCUUCACUCGUUCAAGACCGGUGUGGAUGGCAAGACGUUCCUUCAAAAAAUGAUACCCUGUUUUCAGAGUCGUUCGUUGCAUAGAGCACGACUACCUUAGAUUGUUCCUUUGUUGGUUGGGAAAUGGGGCGGCUUUGUUAUGUAUGUACCUAUCUUAGAAUAACCAUGAAUCAUCUUCACCAG